Molecule: messenger RNA, 1643 nt
Organism: Thrips palmi
Lineage: Eukaryota; Metazoa; Arthropoda; Insecta; Thysanoptera; Thripidae
Product: coiled-coil domain-containing protein 12
Exons: 3
Coding region: 165-650 (161 amino acids)
Cellular component (GO): U2-type spliceosomal complex; post-mRNA release spliceosomal complex
Source: RefSeq, a predicted model, not a curated record
UCAUCCUGUCACGUUGUUACUUGUUGUUGUUGUUGUAACUGAACUAAACUGAACCUUAACCUUCGAAAGCUUCAACCAGUUUUGUUUUGUAUUUGUUGUACCAUUGUUCUAAGUAAAUCCAAGAAGAGGUGUAGACUGUUAUUGUUUCCUCUAUAACGCCAAAGAUGGCCGAGGAAAAGUUAACUCCAUUGGAAGAGGAGGCAUUGAAACGCAAGGAGAGAUUAAAGGCUCUGAAACGCAAGCGUGAAAACGGUGGUGAAGCUUCAGAAGAAACACCGGCUGUCAACCCUACUCCUCUACCCAAACCCAAAUUUCGAAGCUACAAGCCGCAGGAUGAGCAACUUAAAGAGAGUGUCAUGCCUACUGCCAAACCCGCAGAUGUUUCAGAUGAAGUGAAAGAACAGCUUGAAGCUGCAGACAGUAGAGUUGUAAUGGAUGACCUGGACAUCACCAAAUUAGCUCCACGGAAGCCUGAUUGGGAUCUGAAACGAGAUGUAGCCAAGAAGUUGGAAAAACUAGAGAAGAGGACUCAGCGGGCUAUUGCUGAACUUAUUCGAGACAGACUACGAUUAGAGCAAGGGGAUGACCUUGCAUCCGCUGUGAAUGUUGGGGCCCGAGCACAACUACAAGAGAAUAAUGAAGAUGACUAAUCUGCAUUAGAGUUUAAUGUAUUUUAUGUAUUUUGUCUCCAAAACACUUUCAUUGUAGACUAUUAUAUUUGUACUUAUGUUUACCUGCAAUCCUGUUUCAAAGAUUUUAAGUUUCAUUUUCAUGGUUUUUCCAACUCCUGUUAAGUCAUCUUUUUAUGAAUGACUUUGUGUUGUUUUCUGCUGUGACCUCAUAGGAACGUUUUUUAAUGGACCAAAAUGAAACUUUUACUUCAGGUCAUGUCUCAAAUUUAGUAAUUUUUAUUGGCUUUCUCAUCAAACUACAAAUGCCUGUUUACUCAUUACAUAAUUUCUGACAAAUUUAAGUACAAAACAACAAAAAUAUGUAAAUUGUGGUACCAUUUGAAUGCUUGUUUUGUACCUCGGCAAGCAAAAGCUACCCUUAAAUACUUCAACAAUUUUUUUAAAAAAAGUUUUUACUUAUCUACUUAACGAUAUUUCUUAUUAUCAAUAAGUGUAUCCCCACGUGCUGUAGCUCUUGAUGUAAAAAAAAGGCAGGGUGGGGAACCCCAACUAGAAAAAAUUUCAUACCAACCGGUAGCAUUUUUUGUCAGCAACAUCAAUAUUAUUUUGACACUAAAGGUUACCCAUGAGAAUUUUUUCAAUCAAUUUUAAAAGGACUGGUUGUGUUUUUGACAUAAUUAGUUGGUGUGAAAAUCUUCCUCAUCAUGGUAAACUGCCUUUUAUUUAUUUUUUACACCAUGAAUUAUAGGGCCCUGGUGCUUGCGCACAAAAUAAUUGGAUUACAGAACAUUUCAUAAAACUACAUCUUUGGUAUAAAAUUAUGAGUGGUCAAACAUCAUGCCACUGAAUCUUUCUCAAUAUUCUAUUGCUAAAGUUACAUUGGUCUGGAAAUCAAAUGUACCACAAUAAAACAAAUAUUAUAGGUUUCUCAACUAAUUGCUGUAGAUCGGAUCAAUUGGGCUCAAUGUGCACUCUCCCUACAACAAGUAACCAAUAAAUGUGAUUCUCAUU